UGAAUUUAUGCUGUGACGAUUGUGGAUUGUGCUUACAUUUACACCAUAUGCACCUACUAGAUAUCCGAAGUCGUUAACUAAUGAUGGCAACGAGUUAUACGCAAAGACCUAGUCUUCAAAGUAAUUCUAGUGAGCAGAAUCGCUUCAUGGACAAAUUAAUGUGGAAAAUAUUUAGCUUCUACGACGAACAGUCUCUAAUCGAUGUGACAUUUAAAGUUUCGAACCCAACGGCUCUUAUUCCUGCGCAUCGCUUGAUACUCGCAGCAGCGAGUCCAUACUUCGAGAACCUUUUCAAUGGCGAUCAAGGCAACUAUCCUAUUAUCGAGAUAACUGAUAUCGAUAGCGAUAUUUUUGAGCGACUAAUAACCUUUUGUUACACUGGUCAGACGCUCUUUACCGUUUCCAAUGUCAGUGCUAUGCUGAAGGCAGCAAUAGUUUUGAAAUUGGACGAUGUCAUAACCUCUUGCGUGGACUACCUCAUAGCACACAUUAAUAAAUUCACUUUGCAGGCUGCUUAUGCGCUGGAGCGUGAAUCGCGAUGUGAACAUCUUAUGCAGAAAAUCAUCGAAUAUGAAACACAGAAUUUCGUGGAGAUAAGCAAAAGCGAUGAGUUUCUGAAUUUUGAUUUUGAAAAAAUGCAACGUAUUCUGGAAUCUGUAAAUUUGAAUAUAACUCGUGAGGAAGAUGCUUUCGAUGCCAUAAACCGUUGGUUCAAUUACAACGUUCCUGCGCGCCAAGAACAACUGCCACUUUUAAUAGCUUGUCUCCGGCUUACCCAAUUCGAUGCGGACUUUCUGUUGACACACAUACAACCUCUACCUGGUUGUGAACUGCUGGCCUUCAAGGCGAUAUCGUGGAUCAGAGAGCCUGCAGCACGGACAAAGAUAAAUAUGCGAUUUACAAGACCACGUGGGAUUAGUGCUGCAAAUUGUGGUGAGAAAACAUUGCUGGCGGUUUGCGGGAAUGAGAUUUAUCCCAAGCUGCUACAAUAUAGCAAAGCUGAGGAUAAGUGGCAGGAAUAUGCGAGUAUAAGCUGGAAUAUUCGAAAUAAGACAUGGCGAAAUUUGGCCGCCAUGAACCAAAAAAGAUUCAGACACUGCGUUGUCGAAUUGGAUGGAAAAAUCUACGCGAUUGGUGGUCUUGAUAUUGGAAAGACUCUAUCGUCAGUGGAAAGAUAUACGACUUCUGAUGGUUGGCAGUUCGUAAACGGCUUGAUUGUUGGACGAUAUGACCCAUGUGCAGUGACUUUGAAUGGCAAAAUCUACAUAAUGAGCGGAAUAAAUGGCGACAAUGACUAUAUAAAAUCCGUCGAAUGCUACAACCCAGUUUCGAAUGCCUGGACUUCUUGCGCGGACAUGAUAGAACGUCACACUUUUUCUGUUGCAGCUGCACAUAAAGGUCACGUUUAUGUUUUAGGCAGUUACGGUGAUAACAGAACUGUUGAACGUUACGAUCCUCAGCAGGACACAUGGUCUAAGAUUUGUUCUUUGGAGAGGUGGUUCAUAUCGUGCGUGUCGCUAGACAAUAAACUAUGGGCUAUUACUGGUGACUUCCUUUCUGGCAUGACAUGUGUAUCAGUCUAUGACGAGGAAAAUGACCGUUGGGAACAGAAGUUCGCAUUGCCCGAACGAAAUAUUCAUUCCUUAUUUGUUGUACCUGAAGCCUUACUGAAGUCGAAUGAGUAA
Bactrocera tryoni is the source of this 1685-nucleotide messenger RNA. Its product is annotated as kelch-like protein 17. The record is from RefSeq and is a predicted model, not a curated record. NCBI's taxonomy places the organism in Eukaryota, Metazoa, Arthropoda, Insecta, Diptera, Tephritidae. Gene Ontology annotation, molecular function: protein binding. The transcript has 9 exons. The coding region runs from base 81 to 1685 and encodes 534 amino acids.